GCUGAACAUAACUGAAAAACAACUCAGAGCCGUUUCACGCGUGUGUCCAACUUGUUUAAGCCAAAUGAGAUAACGCAUUUUUAUUUUUUCUCUCUCGUCAAUUAACCAAAACAUGGAAGCUGUUUGUUUUCGGUGCAGUGAAAUUGAAUGACAUGGAAAGUACUGAAAAAGCAACCAAAAAGGGUAAAAAGCAUCCUCGGGUGCCUAUAAAAACAUACAAGUGGGAAGACGUAUACAGAUCGCGUCGCAAGGGUGGCUAUCCGUGGACUCAUCUCUAUAAAGAACCUUUCGGUGAGGAGUUGUACCCUGAGCAAUACACCAUGGACGCACUGCGUAGAAGCAAAAGUAACUCGACCUUCGACAAAUCGGAACGAUCUGACGGUGUGGAAAUUGAAGAGAUUUUCGACGACGAAAGCAAUUUGAGCACCGCAGGAAGUACAGCGAAACAGUGUAUAGAAGUAACGGAGCCCGACGUUGAUAGUAAGUCUGAUAAACUACUCGAGCCCAAAAGACUGCAGAUAUUCACGAUAGAGUCUGCGGAAAGUUUGGAUAAUAUUAGUCAGUAUUUAGAUAAUGAGCCUGAAAAGGAAAAUGUACCUGUUAAACCUAAAGAACAGCCCUCGACGGCGAGAGCGACAUCUGAAGAACCAAGAAAACGAAAAUUAUCUGGUGAAUCUAGUUACAGUAGACUUAGUCUGCCGAAAUUUGCUGCUUUUAAAAAGUUAACUAAAAGAAAACUUCCUAAAAUCAGUUUUCCUACAUCAAACAUAAAGAGAAGCAAAGCGCCCAAGAAAUCUUCUCCUACACAAGUUAAAAAGGAAACAAAAUUAAGAGCUGUUGAUUAUACGAAUGUAAAAGCUGAAUACAUACACAUACCUCUUAAACCGCCACCUGGCGAACAAGAUGAAUUCUCGUAUUUGGAAUUUGGAGAAAAGAAACCUGACGUUGCUGAAAAACCUAGUCAACCCAGUUUUAAAGAUUUAGUGAAAGCGAUUAAAGCUGUUGAAGAUGCCAAAAAAACCUUAGAAAAAGACGAUGGCGUCGAGGUUAUGGACUUUACAUUACAAGAACCAGAAGAAGAGAAGGCUGAUAAACCGGAAGAAGUUCCUAAAGAAAAAGUACAAGAAGAAAUUAAAAAAGGAGCAGAAGAAGCAGAUAACAAACAGGAAUUGAAGGAAGAAGCAAAAAAAACAUUCCCCAAACUGUUUAAAACAAAGUCCAAAACUAUUUCUUCAGAACCAUAUAAUACUACUAAAACCACUAUCCGAAUACCCUUACACUCUGAACAGUCCAUGGAAAAUGAAAAUGGUAAACAAGAUCAAGAAAAAACUAAACAAACAGAAGCUAUUGCAAUGAAAGAAGCUGAAAAUAAAAAUGUCGAAGAAAUGGAACCAAAAACUAAAACUGAAGAUCUUAAAUUAAAAGAACCAGAAGCGCUAGCUGAAGAACCUCAAAUAAAGGAAGAAUCAAAAAAAUUACUUUCUAAAUUUUUUAAGAAACCUACUGCAAAGAAAGAAUCCAAAAAGAUCUCUUCGGAAGCAUUAAAAUACAAUACUGCUGAAGAUACUAUUCGAAUACCUUUGCAUUCAGAAGAUUCUAUAGACAACAGUUUAGAUACCUCACAUGAUAGUGAAAAAGAGCAAGAAAGUAAGAAAACAAAAGAUACUGAAAAUAAAACAUCAGAAUCCAAAAUAGAAAAAGUCCAAAUAAAAGAACCCGAAACCAAAGACGAAUCAAAGAAAGAAACAAGAACUGAAAAUGUUGAAAUAAAAGAAUUAGAACCAAUAGUAAUAGAACCUCAAAUAAAGGAAGAAAAAAAGACAUUCCCUAUGUUUUUCAAUACACCUAUUUCUAAAAAACAAUCCAAAAAGAUUUCUUCAGAACCAUUAAAAUACAGUACUACUAAAGACACUAUCCGUAUACCUCUGCACUCUGAAGAUUCUAUGGACAAUGGAAUAGAAACUCCAGACAGCGAAGAUAUUAAAAUAGAACCGACACAACAACUGGAAGAAAUUCUAGCAAAGAAAUUAAAGGAAAAAAUAAGCAGUCCAAGCGUGGAUGAAACAGAACCUGAAUCAGAACCCGAGGUAAACAAUGACUUUUUUGAUAAACUUUUUGAAAAACCUCCUCCAGUCCCAGAAACUUCACAAGUCAAAAAAACAAAUGUUCGGGCCAAAUCUGCAGAACCAGAACGAAAAAGGAAGAUGUCCAUGGAAAGUAGCUAUAGCAAAAAGAGCACUUCAAGUACCUUAAAGAAAAAAUUUAAGAAUGUAAAAGAUAAGAUUAAGUUUCCUUCGCUGGGAAACUUGCUGCCAAAAAAAACUCCCAAACCUGAGAAAAAAGAAGAAAAGCUACCGACUAAACAAGAAAAGAAAGAGUUAAAACCAAUGAAGUUUGUAGAACCGGUUUAUAUACACAUUCCUUUAAAACCAGUAGAAGGUGAAGCCGACGAAUAUUCUCAUGUGGAAAGCGAAACAGCUUUAAAAAUAAAGGUAAAUGUAGAUGCAGAAAAACCAGACGAAGAGUCAACUAUGUCAAGCCCAGAUUCUGUUAAAGAAGGUGUACAAUUUAUAUAUUUAACAGCGCCAUCUGAUGACGAAAUUUUGGAUGCGCCAGAUGUCCCAGACACUCCAUCAUCGGACAAAUUUUUCGGUAGCGAUAUAAUAGAAUUAAAAGUACUGGCCAAAGACAUCGUUGAUGAAAUUUCGCCACAAACGAAGCGAAAAGUGUUAGAUCCAGUCAGCGAAGAAAUACCCGAUGAUAAAUCAGACGAAUUCGAUAAAGAGGACGGUUUAAAAAUUUCUGGACCAGAAUGUUCUAAAACAGAGCAGCUAAAAUCAAACUUGAAGCAAGAAGGUUCGCCUUUGCUCAAUAGGAAAAAGGUUUCAUUCAAGAGGAAGUCGAAGGAAUCCAAGGACGAUGACUAUGAAGAAGUAUUACCCAGUGAUGAUAGUUUACGAAAAUCUACGCAAAGCUUGACGCUUCCAGAACAGGAGCACGAGAAAGAUGAAAAGAUUAAGGAGGAUCUUUUCCCAGAAAGCGCACCUAAAUGGUCUGAAAUAAGAAUCGGGCCGAGUGCAUACAAAUCAAGGACUAGGCGGCAUAGCGACGAUGCAACUGAAAAAAGAUCCCUUUCGGAGGGCGCCAAAAGAAACGAAAAGCUUCGAAAUGUCUCGCGUCAAGCCUCCAAGGGAUCUUCUGUUAUGUCAUUAGAUGUUAGAUGCGCUUGUCAAUAUUACAAAUGUGACUCACUACUGCCAGACAGAAUUAGUCUUAAGGGUGCCAGGCCACCAAUUAUUCGUAUCAGCAACGCAACUGCUGGCUGCGAUCAUGAAUAUGAACCGGUUAACCCACCCCCGGAAGAAACAAAAGCACCUCAACCCCAACCGCAACCACAACAUCAACAACCCGUACCACCUCAAGACAACAUAAUAAUAUUGGACACGCGCGAAGAAGUAGCAGUGAUUCCAAUUGUUGAUCCUGUGUCGCCACCGACUACUAUAGAAAAACAUGUUACGGUCACAACGCAUGAAACGCCUCUGCCCUCUUCGUACAUCUCGUCUUCCCAAUCUUCUAGAGCAAGAAGUGAAGAUUUGGAAGACUUAGAUUGCGCGCCAAAAGAAAGCAAGUUUAAAAAUGCCAUGAAGAUCAAAGCGGAUCAAUUCAAAACCAAGCUGCAGAGCAUUAAAAAACCCAACAUACAUUUACCUAACAGACCAAAAUUCCACAAACCCAACAUGGAAAAGUUCAAGCUAAAUUUGCCGAACUUUCCCAAGAUUCCAGAUACUAUAAAAAUCAACUUGCCGCACCGAAGCACCACGAAAAUAAUAAAAGAACGACAAGAAUCGACGGAAUCCAACGUAGGUGAUUCUAAGAAACACACUUUCGACUUUAAAACGUAUCCAAGAUUCUUCAAAAGAAAAUCAAAAGACGAAGGCAUCAGUUCUUCUCAGGUUACGUCAAGUGCUGGAAGAAGCAAGUCCAUUGAGAGAUCCGUUCUUCCCUCAGGUUACGAAGGUUCGGGAGAGUCAGAAGCCAAGAAAACGUUUGACUUCAGCACAUUCCCCAGACUCUUCAAGAAAACCGCGCCAAAACAGGACUCUCAAAAGCUCUCUUCCUCUGACUCGCCAUCAGAACAGCCGAUGAGAAGCAGAUCGUAUGACCGAGAGAUCAUCCGAGUACCUUUGCACUCCGAAGAUUCCACAGAAAAUGGAUACAACCAAGAAAAACCGGAAUACCACAUAGAAGAAGAAGAUAAUAAUUCGCCAUCUCUUAUCAGAUACAACGAAGAUAUCGAUAUUGAGGAUGACUAUAAUAGAGAGAACGUUGAAGUACCCGAUGAUUUCACAAACAGGUGGAGUCACGGGCGGUUUAUUACCAAGGUGACGGAUUUGGAUUCCCCGGAAAGCCAGAAUCCACACGAGUCUUUCGACAUGAGCCACAACACUGAUCCACAUUCUUCUCAAAGCUCCAUCGAUGUAAGAAGACGCGGAGUUUUAGAAGAAAUCAAUUCUGAUGAGUUUUUCCUGCGACAAAAAGGAAUAUCCCAAGAUAACAUAGAAGUAGGAAAGUAUUUAAGUUCUGAGAUUAAAGAGGCCUUUAAAGUUCCUAAAAAUAGUUUAUCCGAUAUGCAAAGAGAAAACUAUGAAAGUUACGAUUUGGGCUCCAAUCAGUCAUUGCCUGAGGUUCAAGUAAAAAAGAAACCAGCCAGAAAGCCAAGGAGAAAGAAGACACCACACGCUUCAGAAGAACAAAUAAAAUAUCACGAAUAUGAUUUAGACAUUGAAAACCAAGAACAACCGACCAGACCCAAACGUACUAGUAGUAAAUCAAAAAACAUUGACGUCUUAAAUGAAACAGAUAUUAGAGAAAUUAUGCAACGAUAUGCUAGCGAUUCCUUUGACAGGCCAUAUUACGAGAAUGACAAAAUGAGAAACAUUAAUCAGCCAGAUAUUUAUCUUGACCGUGGCUCCGAUGAUUUUAAUAUAAACUACGCUUCAGGUUUUGACGGGCAACCACAACCACCACCUAGGAAGCAUAGAAGCAUGAAGAGUUUGAAUAUGUCCGAACAUGAGUCUAUUAUGGGAGAUUUUGAAGACAAACACGCUGGACCUUAUCAAGGUUCCUACGCUGACGAAGGUUAUGAUGACGACAGCCGAUUUAUACGAAAAUACCUCGAAGCUUCCGAAGAAAUGCCACCGGUUAGGCCGAAGCGUCGUUCAAACAGCCGAAGCAAAAGUUCGCAGAACCGCAGCACUUCAGAAAUUCAAAGUAUACCCGAUAUUCAAUCAGAACAGCCUGUUGAAGAAGUUAUACAAGAACCUUGUGUAAAAGUACUGGGAGAUUAUAUGGGUUAUUCCAUAGUGGACAAGUCUAAAAGAAGAGAUCCACCAUUACCUCCACCUCGAACGCCACCCAGAAGACGAAGAUCUUUAAAAUCUACAUCUUCUGAAAGAUUCUCGACCGUCCCAAGGUCAUCUCACGAUGGACCACCUACAAGACCUUUGAGAAACUAUAGUACUUUGGGCCAUAUAAGAUCCUCCCGUAAAAGCUCUCUUAAGGAUAAUAAUGAAAAGGAAAAUAUCGACAUGUCGCAAUAUAUCGAAGUCGAGGACGAAUAUGCUGCUAAGAGUCUAGUAUCUGGAGAAGUCAUUCAAAAGAUGCGAGAUAGACCUUUACCUGCACCUCCACGACCUCCUAGAUCCAAGACCCACAAAUCCAAACCAUUCAAAGACAUUACAUCUCAACAAAAUUUAGCAGAGCAUAUUAAUGAGGAAGAAAAAGAAAUAUCAACCCAGACUGAUCCAGUUCCCGACGAUUUUGAAUGCGAAGAAGUUAGGCAACCAGAGGUCGAUGAAGAAGUAUGUAUUGUGAAUGAAGAACCAAAAUUAAAUGUCGCUGUUGAAAAGCCAAGGGAAAUAAUUCGUGAACGGGUAUUAAUAUUACCAGGUCAUUAUUCUUUCGAAGAAACCGUCACGCAUGGUUCCUUGGUUGUUGAACCUUUAAAUGGGGCUAAGAUUAUUGACGAUUCAGAACUUACCAAACAAGAAAGAAUAAUUCCUGUUACCCAAGAAGAAGAUGAUUCCAAAGUGCCUGACGAAUUUUACUUACUUAAAGAUCCUGAGCCAGCACCGUCAAGAAAAAAGCGUGAGGCUCCAAGAUUCGAACACAUUGAUGAACUGGAUGUCGGUAGAUUAAGGGUGCAUGAAUUGAUGGCUGAUAAGCUAUCUGUUUCUGAAAUUGAUGCAGAGAAUAUUCAAGUAAAUCAGUUAAAUGCCAAAUCGGGGACCAUAGAAAUUCCACAAGGUGUAAUUGAGGAGAUGAUAAAAAAGGCAAGAAGCGAGGAGGUUAAAUAUGAAACAAUUCCUGAAAAAAAAGAAGACGAUAGUUUGGACAAAAAAAAACGAAGAUGUAGCCCAGAAAAUGUAUACUUAGAAAUCGAAGAAAGCAUAGAUCAUUCCAUAUCAACCCAUUAUUAUGAAGAACCUGUACCUCCAACACCUCCACCGAGAACGAUAGAGGACGUACCACUAAACCUUGAUCAUCUUGAAUCAGAAAUAGUACCCUCGACUUCACCUCCCAGAGAAACCCAGGAAGUAUCUUUAGAGCUAGAAUCAGAAAAUAAUGAACCUCCUUUCCCCUUACCAAAAGCAAUGGAGGAAGCACCUGUAAAACCUCCAAGACGAUUAGAAGAAAUAAAUUUUAAUCAGGAACCAGAUAAACCUGAACCCCCAACUCCUCCACCCAGAGCCAUGGAAGAAAUACCUCUAAGACCUCCCAGACUAUACAAAACUACCGAUAAUUCCGACGCAGGUACAAUAGCGGAACCGGAAGUCGACGAUCAACCCCCUCCACGACCUCCUCAACCAAUAACAGGCUACAUACCUUCGCAGCCGCCUGCCAGCUUCUACGCCCUGCGAGCCCAAAAAUACGUGGACUCCCAAAUGGAAGGCAUUCCGUCAGCACCGAGGAGAAGGCGUCACCAGAGACGCGUGUCAAGGUCCACGUCGGAGGAGUCUUUGCCGGUGCACCCGUCUCGUAAACAUUUGCGAUCGCCCGAGCCCUCGAUACCCCAGCUGACUGGUCAGCUGAUACAGGCGUGCGGUUCCGCUGGCAACAGCGCUCUUAAAAGACUGAUAGCCCACAUUAGGGAGAAUGUUAUGCGGAAUCAGGACGGCCAGCAGGACAUGCACGUUAUCGUGAUCAUCUUGCUAGUUCUGAUAGCGGGACUUUUGCUGCUAGGCAUCGGCGACGACAAGACUGUGGUUCAUUUGCACCAUUGGGAAUACUUCAAUCCUCCGAAAGACAUGUAAUUGUUUUGUGUAUUCCAUUAUUUAGGAUUGUGUGUUAUUUAAUUAUACUUAAUAUCUCUCAUUUUCUGAUUAUUUUGUUAAUUAAUUUAUAUAAUAGUAGCAUUUGCUUAAUUUGUUAAGUUUCAUAUAAAUUUGCUGUUUAAUUCUAGAUCACGUCAAAUGUAUAAAAAUUGUUAUGUUUUUAUAUUUAAUUUAAAAAUUAGGUACCUACCAAUAAAGUUAU
Molecule: messenger RNA, 7536 nt
Organism: Brassicogethes aeneus
Lineage: Eukaryota; Metazoa; Arthropoda; Insecta; Coleoptera; Nitidulidae
Source: the annotation of a GenBank genome assembly